Molecule: messenger RNA, 4357 nt
Organism: Dalotia coriaria
Lineage: Eukaryota; Metazoa; Arthropoda; Insecta; Coleoptera; Staphylinidae
Gene: side-VII
Product: sidestep VII
Exons: 15
Coding region: 405-3152 (915 amino acids)
Molecular function (GO): protein binding
Source: RefSeq, a predicted model, not a curated record
GGGGCGCCAUCCUAAUCGAUGUCCAUAAUAACCAGCGAUACGAAAAUCACGUCGUACGUUCGGUCGUACUCUUCGCGAUCUCGCGGUGUGUUUGUGCGCGCUCACCGAAUUCGUUUUCGAACAUGCGACACAAAAUAUGAUGACGAUAAGUGUAAAACGCAAAGUUAAUAGUUCAUAAACUAAAUAAAUAACUUAAUAACAAUUUCGUCGGAUUCGUCAGUGUUCAUGCAUAAAAUUUUAUUUUCGCAGAAAAAAAUGUGUGUCUAGGUUUUUGUGCGUUCGUUGUGACACAUUUUAUUAUUGUGUCAAUGUAGUCAAUUUUCUACAAAAUAACAAUAUGAAGAAAGUUUUAUCCUAACGUGUGUACAACUGUUUUUUGCGUCCUGCGCGCGGCAAAAGGAAAAAUGAUGCUCAACAAAGUUCGAUCUAUUGACAUGUUUCCAACGUGCUGGAUUUGCGUGGUGUUAUUAUCCUGUGUAAUCCUUUGCGUGGAUUUAGUGUCAGCGGCCAAUUUAAAAGACGUGCCCAUAGUAAACGUAAAAGUGGUAGCAGGCGAUCCGGUGUAUCUACCCUGUGAUAUUACCUCAUCGGAUCCACAUGACCAAGUAUUACUAGUCCUGUGGUAUCGUGAAGACCUCGGAACACCAAUAUACAGCGUGGACGGACGAGAUCGUGACUUUGGUCAAGCUGAACGCUGGUCCGAUGAAAACGUCUUCGCGAAUCGGGCAUACUUCAUGCCCGAGAAGCAACCCGCCGAAUUGGGAGUGGACCACAUUCGAGAAUCGGACCAAGCGAUGUAUCGGUGUCGCGUCGACUUUAAAGUCGCGCAGACACGCAAUAGCAAAGUCAACCUCACCGUCAUCGUUCCACCUCAAAAGAUCAUCAUUAUGGACGAGUCUGGGUCGCAAUUAACGUCGGUGGUUGGUCCGUUUGCAGAGGGUGCUUCAUUCACGCUACGGUGCGAUGUCUUUGGUGGCAAGCCAAUUCCGCACGUCGCCUGGUACAGGAACGAGAUGGUCGUGACAAACAAGAGCGUCGUGCUGCCGUCCGGAGGCGGCAAGUCGCACGUGCGUUCCGAGCUGCGCGUGGCAGGCCUCGGUAGGCGCGACGUUCACUCGCAGCUCACGUGUCAGGCGUAUAACAAUGACAGGACGCCACCCUUAUCAUCGACCCUACAUCUAGAUAUGAAUUUUGGUCCACUGGAUGUGAAAAUCCUUGGCGCAAAUCAACCCCUUUCGGCAGGCAGACGUUACGACUUGUUGUGUCAAAGUUCAGGCUCGAGGCCGCCGGCCACAAUAACCUGGUGGAAGAACGGUCAGCGCUUGGACAAGACGAAGGAAACGACUUCUAUUGAUGGCAACAUCACCACCAGCACUUUGUCCUUUAUUGCCAGCAAAGAGGACGACGGCAAGUAUCUGUCUUGCCGGGCAGAGAACAAGAUCCUAUCAUCGGAUGGGCUGGAAGAUGGAUGGAAGCUGGAAAUACAUUAUACACCCGAAGCGAAGAUAAUCCUGGGCACUUCGCUCAACCCGGACACCAUCCGCGAGGGCACCGACGUUUACUUCGACUGUAUCAUCAACGCACAUCCUCACGUCUAUAAAGUCGAAUGGCGGCAUAACGGUAAAAUGCUAAAUCACAACAUUGGCGCCGGAGUAAUCAUCAGCAAUCAAAGCCUGGUACUCCAAGGAGUUAGUAGAUCCACUGCAGGGAACUACACGUGUGUUGGAUACAACACUGAAGGAGAUGGCGAAAGCAAUGCUUUUUAUCUCAAUGUGAUGUUUGCACCAUCGUGUAAGGCAAACCAAGUGAGGAUCUACGGUGUGGCGAAACAAGAACGAGCUCAGAUUGCGUGCCAAGUGGACGCGAAUCCACCGGAUGUGGAGUUCCGAUGGACGUUCAACAACUCGGCGGACUCCGUCGACGUGGCGCAAUCGUAUAUCGCACGCAGUGGCACCUCGAGUGUCGUCGCAUACACGCCCAUCACGGAAUUAGAUUAUGGCACUCUGCUCUGCUACGCGUCGAAUCGCAUUGGUCAUCAACGCGUCCCGUGCGUGUUCCAUCUGAUCGCAGCAGGACGUCCAGAUCAGGUACAUAACUGCAGCGUGACCAACAUAUCGAUGACGUCGCUUUCAAUCCGCUGCUCGGAGGGUUUCAACGGUGGACUGCCGCAAUCUUUUCUGCUGGAGAUGAGGGAGAGUCAAAGUCAAGAAAUUAAGAGCAAUCUAUCGUCGCCAGUGGCGAGAUUCUCGGUCAACGGACUAGAGGCGGGCGGUCAAUAUCAAGCGGCUGUGUUCGCGUACAACGCCAAAGGACGCAGCGAGCCGGUGAUAUUGCAAUCGGCCACUUUGAGGCUGCCCGAAAAACAACUGACACCCGAAAAGGUAGAAAGCCACAAGGCCGGAUUCAAGUUUACGCCAAUGAUGAGCGUCCUCAUCGGAAUAGUCUCGGCGUUAUUUAUAGUUUCCCUGGUGGUGGUCCUGGUGCUGCGGUUGCAGUGUACACAAAAUGAAGGCCGCCGGAAGCGACACAAAAACGGUGUGGUAACCAGCGGUAGUGGUGAACACCGUGGUUCAACGAGUGGUCCCACCCUCAGCGACAAAGGAGCGUACUUUCUUGCCGCAGGUGGCAGUCCAAUAUCGAAGCACGACAGCAGCGCGGGCGAGUGCGACAGCGACGAGAAGAAUCCGGACAUCAUACCGCAGCCAGCCGAAGGCGGCGAGGAGGCGCUCGAGUACAGCAGGAAGCGGCAGCAUGUGUCCACCAUCGAGACGUCGCCGAAUCGCAGCCUGCUGCAUCAAGCGGCGCCGGGUAACUCGGGAUAUAUGGGUUACUGCACGCUGCGUAAUGGUAUACCCAUCCAUGAGAUGUCUGCACCACCGCAGCAGAAACUGCAUAAUCCACAAAUAAUGCAGCCGUAUGCAGCAUGCACAUUGCCACGACAGCCGCCGCAAUGGCAAUACGGACCAGUGUCGCACCUACCCCCGGGCGUAUAUCCAACGAUCCAAUACCGCGGUGCGCAUCCAGCGCCGCAGGGACGACCGCGGCCGCCGCCGAGGGACGCGCCGAUCCCGCUGCAGCCGCUCGGCGGCGGCGACGAGGAGCCGUCGGCCGACACGCCGCUAAUGGUCAACAAACGAGAGAGCACAGUCUGACAGGUCACGUCGCUGUAAGGGCAGCCAUCUCAGCACGCUGCCAUUGCCGCCGCCGCCGACGCCGCAGCAACAUCCUUCGCGCCACAUACUUUCUAUCAGUAUUAACUGCCAAAAUUUCACGCCCGGAUGUUUGCAAGCUCAUUACACUUUGCUCAAAACAUACAGAGACAAAAUGGGUGAGGAUACACGGCUAGCAAAUGACUUCAAACUUCAAACAAGAGUCUGACUAAGUUUUAAGAGACAAUGCGAGGUGCACAACACAUCAUGGCGAAUACGCGGCGUUUAGGCAACACACGAAACAGAGAACAUAAACUUAACCAACAAUGUGAGCUUUUUCUGCGAAGAUAUCAAAACCCGGUUUGUGUGUACAUAGCUAAUCUUUUCAUAAUCAAAAAAUGGCGACGAAUAAAAGAAAAUCGUGUAUAUAUUAGACAACAAACCAAUGAAAAUGAAAAGAAAUCUCAUUCUAUUUGAAUUUAAAAAUAAAAAAAUCGUAAAAACUAACAAGUAAGAAAAGAAAAAGAAAACUAAAUGUGAUAAUUUGAAUUCUCCCCAUGUUGUCCUCUCCUUCGACCACCAACUUUCCCAAACCCUGCCAUUUUCACCCUUCACCCACCCCCAAAAACAAAACAAAAUUGUAAAAAUAUUCUCAAAACAUUUCCAUGUUAAUACAAUUUACGAAGAAGCGUGUUAAUGAAUUAAUAUUAGAUUUUUUUAAAUGAAAUAUCGUAAACUAAUAAGUUAUAAGAUUAUAUAAAUAUAUAAAUAUAUAUGAAAGCAACAAGAAUUAUAUCAAUUUAAUAGGAUUAAUUUGUAUAAAGAAAUGUCUCUAUUACUUAAGCAUUGUGUACAUAUUGUAAAUAAUUCUAAGAUAAUUUUUGCCUUUGUAAAUAUUAUACAUACGUAUGUUUACAUUCCGUACUUAAUAUUAAAUGACUAACAUCGAGUGUUCACCUAUAUGUAACGAUAAUAAUAUACAUAACAUUUUUGUAACUAAUCAAACAAACGAAACACAAGAAAGGCGCAACUUGAAAAAACGAAUACACACACGCAGUGCGAAUGAACUAAUUAUGCAUGGACUAUUGACCGUUAUCCAAUCAAAUUCAUCUGUGAGUAAUAAUUUAAAUAUAAAUAUAUAAAUGUAAUUCGAACAUUUAUAUUUAUUUCUUAGCAGAACACGUUUUAUACUUUUCGUUUGUAAUCAU